Messenger RNA from Haplochromis burtoni (Burton's mouthbrooder), 2195 nucleotides. Its product is annotated as tyrosine-protein phosphatase non-receptor type 4. Gene Ontology annotation, biological process: protein dephosphorylation. The record is from RefSeq and is a predicted model, not a curated record. NCBI's taxonomy places the organism in Eukaryota, Metazoa, Chordata, Actinopteri, Cichliformes, Cichlidae. Gene Ontology annotation, molecular function: cytoskeletal protein binding; protein tyrosine phosphatase activity. Gene Ontology annotation, cellular component: cytoplasmic side of plasma membrane; cytoskeleton; cytoplasm.
UGGUGCACUGCAGCGCUGGGAUUGGUCGCUCAGGGACCUUUGCCUUGGUGGAUACCUGUCUAGUUUUGAUGGAGAAGAGGAAAAACCGGUCAUCAAUGGACAUACAAAAGGUGCUACUUGGCAUGAGGGAAUACCGCAUGGGCCUGAUCCAGACCCCUGACCAGCUCCGCUUUUCAUACAUGGCUGUCAUUGAGGGAGCCAAGCUCAUCCUGACAGACAACUCAGAAACACAGAACAAGCUGACACAGCUGUCCAGAGAUGACCUGGAGCCAGAUCUACCCCCUCCACCACCUCCACCUAGACCUCACCUUAACGACAGCAGACCCAACGGACCCCACCUAGAGUCUCAGGCCCCCUCAGGAGACAGGCUUGCAGGAGAGCCAGAUGCCCAAGAUCACAAUAAGGCAGACAAUUCUGGGCAGGUCCGAAAGCGACACCGUGAGGAAAGGAUUGCCAGCACAGCACAGAGGGUCCAACAAAUGAAACAGAGACUGACAGAGUCUGAGAGGAAACAGGAGAAGUGGCAGUACUGGAGACCCAUCCUGUUCAAUGUCGGCGCCGGCGCCGGGGCUGUCUUGGCCAUAAGCCUGCUGUACUGGAUGUAUUCCCAGUGAAGCACUGCGGGUCACUUAAAACGGACUCUUAUUUUGCACCGGUACCUGAGAUUAGGUACUUCUUCUCGACGUAGACUUAGACAGUAAUAUGUGCAGAAUUGAGGGUAUUUAUUUCUCAAGGUCAAAAUGCGGGAGCGCUAGAUCAAACGAGCGUCUGUAUAUUUUUCAUGUAAGAUCGAAACAAAAAAAAUAGUAACAUCUCAGGAUCUCGGUGCCAGCACGAUGAUUUAAUUUCCUUUCCUUCUUGUCACUGCUCAUGAAUGUACUGUAUCAUAGCAAAAAUGGCUUUGCAGAAACUUACUAAAGGUGCAGUACAAAGAGAAAUAUAUAGUGACAGGUUUAUUUUUACAUUCUUUAUUUGUAAUAGUCAGAUAUGUGUCGAUCAACACGUUUUACAUUUUGCAUUUCAGAGUGACUUGUGUUGACUUGUUCAUCCUACUGUAGACUUGUAGGAAAACUCCAGAGCCAAGAUUCAGCUGUAGGAUUUUACUUUUCUUUAGUUUUAAUGUAAUAUAAUGAAAUGCAUGCAUUCUGCGGUUUUCCAGACCACCACUUGUUCUUCCAUUCACAUUUAGCAGGGCAUCUCAACACGGCCAGAAGAAUAUUUUUGUGUGAGUGGACACUUCCUUGCCAAUGUUUCAGACUCGGCUAGAGUGGUUAUUUUCUGUUAUGUGCACACUUUUUUUUUUUGCCUGCCUUUGUUAGCUGCCACAUGGAUCAUAAACGUUGCCCCUUAGCAAGUUAUUUACCCACUGGAUGGGUUGGUCUGUGUUUGUUCAGGUGAUCACGCUGUUUUUGUUUUUUGUUGUUGUUUAUUUUAAGAAACCAAAGCCUGUUUUUAGGAAGAUAACAGUCAGACAAGCUCCUGAUGAUGAACCCUCGCAUACUCCCCUCAUGUCGAAUGUAUAUUCUGUUGAAUCUCUCUGUCAUAACUGACACCUGUAUUACAAAAUGAUGCUAGUACCGUUCUACAUUCUGUCCGUGUUUUGAACCCACAUGAUCGCCGAUUCGGUUUUCAAUUGACUGGGACCAAUCUAAAGCUACAAUAGUGCAAUUUAGAAGCUGAAGGAGAGCACCUUGGAUUAAAUUUAGAAGAGAGCGAUGUCCUUGUGGGGUGGUUGAAAAAGCUUUUAAUGUGCCUUGAAAUGUGUUAAAUACGGAAAGGAGGAAAAAAAGUGCGCUCCCAGAAUAUUUUUAUUUUUUAUUUUUUUGGUGUGUGCGAUCAGUACAGAAAAUUGUCGUGUCGCACGUAAUGUGAGUAACAUGUUUGCACUGCAAUGACCAGAUUAGAGGUGGUGUACAGUAACAUGCGUCUGAGUUGAUUGAACAUUGAAUGUGUCAUUAGCAUGUUUCGACUCCUGAAGUGAAAUUUUUGAUUGGCUACAGUAGAACAUGGCUUUUAUUUUAUUAUUAUUGUUAUUUUCUUAUUUAACAAUAAUAUAGUGUAACAUUCCAUUCAUUUGUUUUCUGUGUACAGUUUUCAGGGGAGUUUUGUACACUGUUGAGCUGCAGUGUGGAACAUGACAGAAGACUUUUGAUGAGAAAAAUGACAAAACCACAACAAAAACAUUAAAUACUUCA